Molecule: messenger RNA, 870 nt
Organism: Monoraphidium neglectum
Lineage: Eukaryota; Viridiplantae; Chlorophyta; Chlorophyceae; Sphaeropleales; Selenastraceae
Exons: 7
Coding region: 1-870 (289 amino acids)
Molecular function (GO): aminoacyl-tRNA deacylase activity
Source: RefSeq, a predicted model, not a curated record
AUGACAGAAGAAAAAAUCUCCGCGCUUGCAAGGCGCCUGGAGGCACUGCACACGCGCAUCGGCGCCGCCGAGCGCGCUGCCGCUGUCGCUGUGCGACUUGCCGCCCUGGAGGAACGCAUCACAGCGGCAGAGCAGGGUACAACGCUCAAGGCCUCUGCGGCCGCGCCCGCUGCGCCUGCCGCACCUGCACCUUCGGCGGCGGCGCCCGCGCCCCAAGCCGGCCUCGAUCCCGAGGCUCGCAGCCGCGCGGCGCUGGACGCGGCCCUGGCUGGCGACGACAGCCCCGUGCAGCACCGGCUGGCGCGGGAGCUGUUUGUGCGCGUGCCGAGCGAUUACUACGAGCGCCCCCUGGCUUGGCGGCGGGAGGUCCUUGAAGCCCACACAGUCUACCACCUGUGCAAGAGCAUCGUGAUGGAGAACACGCGAGCCCACCCCUCUGUCAAGGGCUGGGAGGACCCCAACAACAGCAAAUACUACGUGGUCAUAGUCCAGUACAAGGCGCGCUUCAACAACGAGAAGCUCUGCGCCCACCUCCACAAGCUCAACGGCGGGAAGGUCGGCAAGAAAUGGUUCAACAUGCGGCUGGCACCCGAGGAGGUGUCAGACUCCCUCAGCGGGUUCGGCCACAACGGCGUCAGCCCCGUGGGCCUGGCCACCCCCCUGCCCAUCAUCAUCAGCCACCGCAUCACGCAGCUGGUCCCAGAUUUCUUCUUCAUGGGUGGCGGUGAAGUGGACCUGAAGCUGGGGCUGUCGGCUGCAGAUUUUGUCAAGGCCUAUGGCCAGCAGCCCGUGAUGGUCGUGGACUGCACUUAUGAUGACGAUGGGGGUGACGAGGGCGGCGCUGACGAGGAUGAGCAGAACGGCAGCUAG